Mercenaria mercenaria is the source of this 2530-nucleotide messenger RNA. RefSeq names its product prion-like-(Q/N-rich) domain-bearing protein 25. The record is from RefSeq and is a predicted model, not a curated record. Bases 611 to 1660 code for a protein of 349 amino acids. The transcript has 4 exons. Gene Ontology annotation, cellular component: extracellular region. Gene Ontology annotation, molecular function: peptidase inhibitor activity. NCBI's taxonomy places the organism in Eukaryota, Metazoa, Mollusca, Bivalvia, Venerida, Veneridae.
AAAUGUUUUACUCACCGACACGCUAGUAUACGCAAAUAUCCUGUUUAUAAAAUAUAUAUAAAUUGAGUUGUGUUGCUUCAAAAUUAAUGUUAUUCAAAAGUUAUGACUGUCAAAUACGCCGUAGGAAUUUUAUUUUAUUUUUGCACUUCUGUGCUUUCGCAGUCAGCUCCCCUAGACGAUUGUCUAACCGACGUCAAGCGUCCAUGUGACAGCAAGAAUCCUUGCCCUUCUGGUUCCCUUUGUAUAGGCGGGAAAUGUACCUGCAGGAUAAUAAAACCAUUAUGUCCUGCUGGAGAGCGGGGAUCUACCUGCUCAAAACUAAAACCAUGCAAUUCAGGAUACAGCUGCAGACUGGGUCACUGUUGCCGGGAUAAAUCGUGUCCGAAGGGCUGGCAAAAUGGUGGUUUAUGUUAUCUGUCAAAAGAGAGACCAAAAUGUAAUAGCGGCUUCGUCUGUAUCAAUGAUUUCUGCUGUCGACCGAAGUCAAUAAUAGAUCGUCCUCCAAUAGCAAAGUGUCCAAGGGGUCAGAGCCAAGUUCCAGGGACUUGCAUAUCCAUUCCACCGACUACCCAGACAAAGUGGCCUGUUCUUAAGUGUCCCAAAGGAUCUGAUGUGCUGUCGUCCUACUGACACUACAACAUGUCCUGAGGGUAAAACCCUAGUUCCCGGAUUUUGUGAAAAUCCCUCACGUUCCUCUGUCGGAAAAGUACCUUUACAUACAUGUCCUAAAGGAUCAGAAUGUUACAACGGAAAGUGUUGUCGCUCUAGGGGAAUUGUAAAAUGUCCUAUAUUUAAGACUAAGGUUCCUGGAUCUUGUGAAGAUCUCUCACGCUCGCCUGUUGGAAGAGCGCCAUUUCCUGCAUGUCCUAAGGGGUCUCAAUGUUACAAAGGGAUAUGUUGUCGUUUUACCGAAUUUAUGAGCUGUCCUAACGGUAAAGUUCGGGUCCCUGGUAUUUGUGAAGGUGUCUCGCACUCGUCCGGUGGAAGAGUACCGUUUCCUACAUGUCCGAAAGGGUCAGAAUGUUACAAAGGGAUGUGCUGUCGUUCUGUCAGUGUUACAAAAUGUCCUAAGGGAAACGUUCAAAUUCCUGGAUUUUGUGAAGAUCUCUCGCGCUCGCCCGUAGGAAGGGCGCCAUUUUCUACAUGUCCCAAAGGGUCAGAAUGUUAUAAAGACAUUUGCUGUCGUUCUGUCGACGUUGUCAAAUGUCCUAAAGGAAAAGUUCAAGUUCCUGGAUUUUGUGAAGAUCUCUCGCGCUCGCCCGUAGGAAGGGCGCCAUUUUCUACAUGUCCCAAAGGGUCAGAAUGUUAUAAAGACAUUUGCUGUCGUUCUGUCGACGUUGUCAAAUGUCCUAAAGGAAAAGUUCAGGUUCUUGGAUUUUGUGAAGAUUUCUCAAGUGCGUCUGUAGGAAGAACACCAUUUCAUACAUGUCUCAAGGGCUCAGAAUGUUAUAAGGGAAAGUGUUGUCGUGCUAUAACCAUUCCACAUGGAAAAUGCCCUAAAGUGAUUCGUAUUCCUCAAAAAGGCCGAUGGCGUGUGUGUCCUGUUUACAAGAAAAGUCCCGAUCAGUGUCAAACCGACACGGACUGUUCAAGUAAUGGUAAAGGGAAGCUAUGCUGUUCUGAUAGAUGUGGAAGAAAAUACUGCUUCUCUCCCUUGUAGCCGAUAUUGUAAAAUAUUAGAAAAAAUAAAUGACAAAUAAUAUAUCUUUUCCAGCUAAAUAAGCAUUUAUGUGAAGAUAUACCAAGAUUAUUUUUGUCACAAUUUUUAUCUCGAAGAGAGAUAUACAUUGUACUUAUUUGUUUGUGUUUCUUAUAAAGUUAAAAUAAUAUGAAUUAAGGCACCGCCUAGCAUUGGGAUUUAUCUUUUAUAUAUCCGCUUAGAAAGAAAUAUUCAACGCUCAAGAAAGUGAAACUUUGCUCUAAACUGUAGUUUACAUUUAGUGUCACCAUACCUCUUACAGCGAAUAUCAUACUUUGCAAAAUUUACGGAAGCCAUGCCGGUGACGUCAUUCAGCGUUCUCGCACUAGCUUUUAGAAUUUUGUUUUGUUUGUUUGCACUCCACGCAGAAACUUGACGGUCUUUACACUUCCUUACUGUUUUAAAAGUGUUUUUCAGUUGCAUGUACAGUUUUCAUUACGAAAAAGAAGUAAAAUAAUCAUGUUAGCGCGGUUUACGAGUUUCUAUGACUGAUUCGGGGUGCUCGGAUGUUCAUAAAGACAACCAGUCAGUGGAUUUUACAUAAACCGGAACCGGAAAACAUCGAAAAAAUUGCCUCAGUAUAUGCAAACAGCAAAGACGAAUAUCUAUAUACGGACGUUACCGUCUCGGGGAUUUUCAUCCCCGGCGCUUUGCGCCGGUGAUAAAUCCCCUAUAAUUGUUUCUUUGUUAUUAUUGUUCCAUAAUACAUAAGGAUGCUGUCCAAAUAGAGGCUACACAUAACUGAAUAGUUAGAAAAACACUACUCAAGGUAAUAAUGGGAGAUAAUCAAAACAGUGCAUUUUAUAGUACUUUCUAUUAUGUUAAUCAUAU